Hippocampus comes (tiger tail seahorse) is the source of this 2882-nucleotide messenger RNA. RefSeq names its product synaptotagmin IV (gene syt4). Lineage: Eukaryota; Metazoa; Chordata; Actinopteri; Syngnathiformes; Syngnathidae. Gene Ontology annotation, cellular component: synapse; exocytic vesicle; axon. Gene Ontology annotation, biological process: vesicle fusion; calcium ion-regulated exocytosis of neurotransmitter. The coding region runs from base 650 to 2044 and encodes 464 amino acids. The record is from RefSeq and is a predicted model, not a curated record. The transcript has 5 exons. Gene Ontology annotation, molecular function: calcium-dependent phospholipid binding; calcium ion binding; clathrin binding.
CGUUUAAUUUGGAUUUUUCCAUUGGAUGGCUGAAAACUGCUUUCUAUUUAGUGACCAGCAGAUGGCAGCAAAGGCAAAGUAAUCAAACUGUCCAUUUCCUGGUCUUCGUUCAGUGAUCCCCAACCUUUAUUGAAACGUUCAUAUUUUACAUUCACGGGUUAAUUCUGCCAUCCAGUGGAAAAAGGUUACAUUUGUUUUUAUUUAUUUUGACAUGUCACUGGCAUAGGUACAUGGACGAAGUCGCUAUUGUAUGGAGUAACGAACUCAUCCUCGGGCCAAAACAAUGACCGAACCAACGCGAGGCAGCUUCCGUCACCACUGCGUCAGCACGCCCACGAGUUCCUGACGAAGGAGGGAGGGAGGGAGGAUGACGAGAUGAGGGAAGGGGGGGGCUCGGGUGGGCUGUGGGACACACGCGCACACGCUAACACGCACACGCGCGCACACAUUCCGAGGACAGCGGCAGAGCAGCGGGGAGAUAGCAAACAACAACCUUCUUCAUCCUGCUUUCAGUUAUUGACUUCCAUCUUCAUUCAUCAUUCAGUGGAAUCCAAGCUCCCCCCCCCCACACGUCUGCUUCCAAGGGGAAAGAAAAAAAAAAAACCCACCCCAACCAAAACAAAGGAUUCCAGCACCUCGGAGAGCGACCAUGGCACCGAUGACGCUGGAGGACGCAGCCCAGCCUGUGGCGGUCCCAGCAGGUGUUGCGGUGGUGAGCGUCUUCGGCCUGAUCUUCACCGCGUCAGCCUUUGCGUGGAUCUGCUGCCAGCGCAAAAACACCAAAGGCCAGAAGACGCCCCCGUACAAGUUUGUCCACAUGCUCAAAGGUGUGGACAUCUAUCCGGAGAGCCUCAGCGGCAAGAAGAAGUUUGCCUCCACCCCUGGCAUGACGACGCAUGAAGUCAGUAAAACGGACGUGAAUGGCAACUGCCACAACGCCAUGACGCCCAUGGCCAGUCCCAAGCUGGUGUCGAGUCCCAUCGGCUCCAGACCGGCGCUGCAUCUGGACCUCGAGCAACGGGACCUCAAUGGCAACUUCCCGAGCAAACCCAUUCAUCACCACAAGGUACGCAGCUCGCCCGACUUGGAGCUGCCCUCGCCACACGCCGGCUUCGCCCAGCCCGGCGUGAUUGAGCGGCGGGAACUACCCUCACCUUCAAGCGCCAUCUCCAGCCAGGCCCCGACCCCGGCUGUGGACGAGAGACAAGGGAGGCUCGGCACCCUCCAUUUUGCUUUGGAGUACCAACCGGAGAAGAAGGCCUUCAUUGUCCACAUUCAGGAAGCCCAUGGCUUGAGCCCAACUGAUGAGCAGUCCUUGACCUCAGACCCCUACAUCAAGCUGACCCUCUUACCGGAGAAGAAGCACCGAGUGAAGACCAGAGUGCUGAGGAAGACUCUGGACCCGACCUUUGACGAAACCUUCAGCUUUUAUGGAAUCCCGCUGCCCAAAGUGUCGGAACUGGCUCUCCAGUUCAUGGUGCUCAGCUUUGACAGAUUCUCCCGUGAUGAGAUCAUUGGGGAGACCCUCGUGCCGCUUUCGGGCAUCGACCUGUCCGAGGGCCGCGUGCUGAUGAGCAGGGAGAUUAUCAAGAGGAACAUCAAGAAGUCAUCAGGCCGAGGCGAGCUGCUGCUCUCCUUGUGUUACCAGUCCACCACCAACACGCUGACCGUGGUGGUCCUCAAGGCCCGCCACCUGCCCAAGAAUGACAACAACGGACCCUCGGAUCCGUACGUCAAAGUCAACCUGUAUCAUGGGAAGAAGCGGGUGUGCAAGAAGAAGACCAGCGUGAAGAAGUGUGCUCCCAACCCCGUCUUCAACGAGCUCUUCACCUUUGACCUGCCCUCCGACGAAGGCUUGAGAGACACCAGCGUGGAGCUGCUCCUGAUGGACUCGGACACGGGCAACUCCCGCGGCUCGAAACCGGUCCUCGGACGCCUGCUGAUGGGCACGACGGCGGCCGGCACGGCCGGCGAGCACUGGCGGGAGAUCUGUGAGCACCCGCGGCGCCAAAUCGCCAAGUGGCACGCCAUGUCGGAGGAUUAAGAUGGCAGGAUGCGUGCUGGAGGUCUCAUCUGGUUCAACCAAUAGAGCGACUGAAUGAUGAAAGCACGAUUUAGCCAUUUGGACGGUUGGGGAUUGGGGGGGGGGAGCAUGAUGUCAUCAGUCAAUCAAUUAUUUAAUCAUUCGCUCAUCUUGGAAGUUACAGUGGUACCUUGACUUGCGAGUACCUUAACGUAAGUAGUUUUUCAACUUACAAGGCAUCGCUUAUUUAUUUAUUUAUUUUUUGCAUUCUAUUGUUAGCCAAAACCAGAACUAUAGAUACACUCUACUGCCAAAAGUGUCCGCCUGGACUUGCAUAUUGUUGCUGUCAGGCGGAAUCCUCACAGCUCCAAAAUUUCUACUUUUAAGGAAAUGUUUAAAAAAAAAAAAAACCAAAUGUGGUUCAUCAGCUUCCUGAACUCUUUUAAAUGUCUUCAAGCUUUGAGUGAUGCCGUAAAUAAAGCUGACCAAGUAGUUUAAUAGGUGAAAAUGAAUCUGGACAUUUCUUCGUAUCUUUGUGGUUGACUUUUGAACUGAAGCAUUUCAGCUAUCCUUUUUUUUUUUUUUUUUUUAACAAAACAGACUUACUCAAAUGUAUCCGAUCGAGCUAUUGUCACUUGUUACCGACUUUAAAAAAAAACAAACAAAAAAAAAAACAUCCUGACUUUCAGUUUUGAGGCGACAUAAUGCUACGCGGCUCCCUCAGAGUGGGGGAAGAGGAAGAGUUUUACAACACUUCUCAGAGAAUUCAAGCGUUCAAGACAAAUAAUCAAUUUAUACUCAGACUGUUUUGUAAUUCAAUUGGUUGAUAAUGCUUAAAAAAACAGACAACAUGGAGACA